GAGGAGGAGGAGAAAGAGGAGAGGAGGAGGAGUGCGGGCUGUUACCGGACGGGACUGUAAGCAGAAUCGGAGGGCAGAUUUUCUCCUCCUCGGCCGGGCGGUGGGAGGUGGUGGUGGUCGGUGUUCAGAGAGGAUAAACCGAGCUUGAAGCCACCGGUGGAGGGAACCUGGAGCUCCGUCUGCUGUCGCUGCUGUGACCCCAGACAGCAUCAACAUGGAGCUGGAGAACAUCGUAGCCAACACGGUGCUGCUCAAAGCACGGGAAGGAGGCGGCGGGAACAGAAAAGGAAAGAGUAAGAAAUGGAAGCAGCUGCUGCAGUUCCCCCACAUAAGUCUGUGUGAAGAGCUGCGACAAACCACAGAGAAGGACUACAGCAGCCUCUGUGAGCGGCAGCCGAUCGGACGGUUACUGUUCAGACAGUUCUGCGAGACUCGACCCGAACUGAGGCGCUGCGUCAAGUUCCUGGACGCUGUGGCGGAGUACGAGGUGACACCGGACGAGAAGAGGAAGGAGUGCGGUCAGGAGCUCGUCGACAAAUACUUCAACCCAAAGUCAGAGGACCACGUGCCUGAGGUGGAGGAGGCCAUGAUGGCUCAGUGUGCCGAGAGGCUGCAGCAGGAGGCCUGCAAAGAGCUCUUCAAGGACUGUACCAAAUUGAUCCACGACUACCUGAGCGUGGCGCCGUUCGCAGACUACCUCGACAGCAUGUACUACAACCGGUUCCUGCAGUGGAAGUGGCUGGAGAGGCAGCCGGUGACGAAAAACACAUUCCGACAGUACAGAGUUUUAGGAAAAGGAGGAUUUGGAGAGGUGUGUGCGUGUCAGGUACGGGCCACGGGGAAGAUGUACGCCUGUAAGAAGCUGGAGAAGAAGAGGAUAAAGAAGAGGAAAGGAGAGUCGAUGGCGCUCAACGAGAAACAGAUCCUGGAGAAAGUCAACAGCAGAUUUGUGGUGAGUUUAGCCUACGCCUACGAGACGAAGGACGCUCUGUGCCUCGUGUUGACGCUGAUGAACGGAGGAGACCUGAAGUUUCACAUCUAUCACAUGGGCGACGCGGGUUUCGACGAGAGGAGAGCCGUCUUCUACUCCGCAGAGAUCUGCUGCGGGCUGGAGGACCUGCACCGAGAACGCAUCGUCUACAGAGACCUCAAACCAGAGAACAUCCUGCUGGACGACCACGGCCACAUCCGGAUAUCAGACCUGGGUUUAGCGGUUCAUGUUCCGGAGGGACAGACCAUCAAGGGGCGAGUGGGAACUGUCGGCUACAUGUCUCCGGAGGUGGUGAAAAACGAGCGCUACACCUUCAGCCCGGACUGGUGGGCGCUGGGCUGCCUGCUGUACGAGAUGAUCGAGGGCCAGUCGCCCUUCCAGCAGAGGAAGAAGAAGAUCAAGAGGGAGGAAGUGGAGCGGCUGGUGAGGGAGGUGGAGGAGGAGUACUCCAGCAAGUUCUCCGAGGACGCCAAGUCCCUCUGUAAAAUGCUUCUGGCCAAAGAUCCGGCUGAGAGGCUGGGCUGUCUGGGAGGUGGAGCCUCCGAGGUCAAAGCCCAUCACAUCUUCCGCUCCAUCAACUUCAAACGGCUGGAGGCCGGCAUGCUGCAGGCGCCCUUCAUUCCUGAUCCGCAGGCCAUCUACUGCAAAGACGUCCUGGACAUCGAGCAGUUCUCCACGGUGAAGGGAGUGGAGCUGGAGCCCAAAGACGAGUCCUUCUACAGCAAAGUGUCCACAGGCAGCGUCUCCAUCCCCUGGCAGGACGAGAUGAUCGAGACGGAGUGUUUCGAAGAGCUGAAUGUUUUUUACCAGGACGGGACGGUUCCUCCCGACCUGGACUGGAGAGGGCAGCCGUCUCCUCCACCCAAACAGGGACUCCUGCAGCGGCUGUUUGGCCGACAGGACUGCUGUGGUAACUGCAGCGACAGUGACGAGGAGCCCACCAGGCUGUGACACACACGCACACACACACACACACACACACACAGGAUCUCAUUUGUUUACAACUUUUGCACAUUUGUAUUUUUAAGAUAGUCCUUCUCUAAAUGUCAGAAUGUAUAUUUUCAGCAUAGCCAUAAAGUUUAAUGUUAUUUAAAAUACCGGCUGUCGUCCUGAACGAGAUGAACAGAUGUUUGUUUUGUUUUGUUUUUUUCUCUUUUUCGUCUGAGUUUGUUUGUUUUGUUGCUUUCACACUGAUCCACUCACACGUGUCCAUGUUACUGAUGUGGGAGCUGCCGCAGCUCCACUGGAACAAUCGCCUGCUGUAAAAGUGCCUUGCUGGAGGGCACUGUGACAGUGGUUACUAAGGGAGGACUGAGCAUUCCUCGAUCUCUUUACUUUUGUCCAGGGAAUCAAACCAGUGACUUUCAGCUCAUCGACUGUGACCAACUUCACAUAAAAGCUCUAUUUUUAA
Molecule: messenger RNA, 2402 nt
Organism: Acanthopagrus latus (yellowfin seabream)
Lineage: Eukaryota; Metazoa; Chordata; Actinopteri; Spariformes; Sparidae
Gene: grk6
Product: G protein-coupled receptor kinase 6
Exons: 16
Coding region: 215-1942 (575 amino acids)
Biological process (GO): protein phosphorylation; signal transduction; regulation of signal transduction
Cellular component (GO): plasma membrane; cytoplasm
Molecular function (GO): ATP binding; G protein-coupled receptor kinase activity
Source: RefSeq, a predicted model, not a curated record